This is a messenger RNA of Pediculus humanus corporis (human body louse), 735 nucleotides long. RefSeq lists its product as uncharacterized. The coding region runs from base 1 to 735 and encodes 244 amino acids. Gene Ontology annotation, biological process: oligosaccharide biosynthetic process. The record is from RefSeq and is a predicted model, not a curated record. NCBI's taxonomy places the organism in Eukaryota, Metazoa, Arthropoda, Insecta, Psocodea, Pediculidae. The transcript is spliced from 5 exons.
AUGGAAGAUAAAACUGUUUAUCUAUUGUUUACAAAGAAAUGUUUCGAUAAUUAUUUUGUACAUUUUAAUUUUUUUCACGAAGAAUGUUUGAAAGCCACCAUAAGCAAAGCAUUAGGUUUAAUGAUAAUAGUUGGUUCAUUUACAGUUAAACUACCUCAAAUAUUAAAAAUGUUAAAAAAUAAAAGUGGAGAGGGUAUAUCACUGACGGGAUCACUUUUAGAACUUUUAGCAAUAACAUCAUCUUCUGCCUAUUGUUAUUCUAAACAAUUUCCAUUUAGCGCUUGGGGUGAUGGAUUGUUCUUAGGAAUACAAACGGCCAUUGUCGUGGCAUUAAUUUACUUGUAUCAAAAUCGAUUGCAAAUGACAUUGACGUUCGUGACGUUGUACGUUUUUUUUUCUAUUUUAACACUGUAUAACAUGAUACCGUUGUCGGCGUUGUGGAUCGCUCAAUUUUUCAAUUUGCCAAUAAUACUAUUGGGAAAGGGAGUUCAAGCUUUGACGAAUUAUAAAAAUCAAAGCACCGGUCAAUUGUCUGCCACGACUCUCAUGAUGCAAUUCGGCGGUUGCGUCGCAAGAGUUUUCACGUCCAUACAAGAAACGGGUGACACCUUACUAAUCCUCACCUACGUUGCUGCCACCGUAUUAAACGGUAUCAUAUUGUGCCAGUUGUUCUAUUACGCCAAUUUGAAAGAAGACAAAAAACGAGAUGGUAAAACGAAGAAAAAAUCGCAAUAA